AUGAAACGUAUUAUUGAUGAUAUUAUUAAUCAAAUUUCACCAGUGAAACGUUUUCGUAGUAGUGUAACUUGUUUACUUGAUUUACCAAAUGAAAUUCUUCUGAUGAUUUGCCGUUACUUAUCAAUAUAUGAUGUUCUUCAUUGUUUUUAUACACCUGAAAAACCGAAUUCUUAUCUUCAUUGUUGGGUUCAUGAUUAUUAUAAAAAGAUCAAUCUGAGUCUCAUGACAUUGGUCAAAUGCGAUUAUGUGUUCAAUUUAUUUUAUCAUUCAGACAAUCUUCUUCGACCUAAACUAUUAAUAUUAAGUAAUGAAUAUAGGUUCUCUUCAAAUGGACAUUAUUUUUUCCAUUUACCUGAUAAUAUAAUUCAAUCAGUAUUGCUUCAGUUGACACAUCUUACUUUAAUCAAUUGUACUUCAACUGAUCUUCAUUCUAUCAAGAAAUACUAUAAAGACUCCACAAAACUUGAAUGUCUUUAUGUCAUUAAUCCCAAACGUGAUACAAAUAUAGAUAAAUGUGAUCAAUUAUUCAAUGAAUUAUUAUUUACUGGUCAAAUGUGUACUCUGCAUACAGUUACUCUUGAAUCAUUGAAUGGACUUUCAUUAUAUAGAUAUUUAAAACCCCAUCAGGGUCUUCGUCAUUUUAAUAUUAUCUUACAAACAAUUGAUGAUUUAUAUAUAUUACUCAAUGGACUUGUACCAAACAUCGAAACACUCAUGGUUCAAUUGCGUCAAUCACGUCUAUCAAACUUUGGUGGUGAAUGGAUAAUUACAAAGAAAUGGGGAAUUAAUGACAUGCAGCCACGAGCCGUAGAAACUUGGAUUGGAAACACAAUUGGUACUGCUGGUGUCUUUCCAAUUAUCAUGUAUACCGAUAAGAAAACUGGUCAUUUCUUAGGAUUAGACAAACUUGAUGCAGCACCAACGCUGAAAACGGGCGCCACAUUUUGGUUUACGGAUCAUGGUAAUACAACGCCAAGAACUAGCAUCGAAGCCUAUCACCCAAAUGUUGUAGAAGCUGGAUGCGUUAAAACUAUAACUGAAUGGAUGGGUGUUGAAAACAAUGCUGAUAUUGGUUUGAGAUUUGACUAUAUUCUAAUCAUGUUUCCUUUCUUUGUUUUUAAAUAUCUUUCGAAUGUAGAUCUAGAACUUUUCUAA
Rotaria sp. Silwood2 is the source of this 1155-nucleotide messenger RNA. NCBI's taxonomy places the organism in Eukaryota, Metazoa, Rotifera, Eurotatoria, Philodinida, Philodinidae. The record is from the annotation of a GenBank genome assembly.